UAGUAUUGAUAAAACUUCAAGUCAAUCAGUCGAGCGAUUACCGGAAAAAAAAAUGAUAUAACAUCAAAGUAUAUAUGUCAAUGUCUCCAUUAAAAAGUAUCAUUUGUUUUUUUUUUUUUUUCAUAAUACUCUGAUAACGACACUUGAAUUUUAGAUAAUAAAAAAAAUUAAAUAACAAAUAUUUACGUGUGUUAAAUUUACGUAAGCGACAAUUAAAUAUUGCUAUCUCCCCUUCUAGGUAUAUGUUCUCGGACUUUGACUGUCGACAUUAUAAAAAUAAUUAAAUAAAUGUUUAAAAAACUGCUGACACCAGUUUAUCGUCAGACAUCGUAUCAUAAACAUUUAUAUAUAUUAAAAAAUUUAUAAAAAAUGGGCAUUGAUCAGGAUUUUGAUAAAGCUGCUGAAGAUGUUAAAGAUUUAACCAAGAGACCAAGUGAUGAGGAAUUAUUGGAACUUUAUGCACUUUUUAAACAAGCAACAGUUGGUGAUGUUACUGGUUCUCGUCCAGGUAUGCUUGAUUUGAAAGGUAAAGCCAAAUUCGACAAGUGGUCUACUAAAAAAGGAACCUCCAAGGAAGAUGCUAAAAAAGCGUACAUUGCUCAUGCAAAUACAAUUAUUCAAAAAUACAAAUAAUUAUUGGAAAUUAUUUAGAUAUAUCACUGGUGUGUGUUUUAUUUUAUUUUUUAUUUUUUAUUUAAUUGAAUAAAUAAAAAUUAUGAAACAUUGAAAC
Aphidius gifuensis is the source of this 730-nucleotide messenger RNA. RefSeq names its product acyl-CoA-binding protein-like. The transcript has 3 exons. The record is from RefSeq and is a predicted model, not a curated record. Gene Ontology annotation, molecular function: fatty-acyl-CoA binding. Gene Ontology annotation, biological process: fatty acid metabolic process. NCBI's taxonomy places the organism in Eukaryota, Metazoa, Arthropoda, Insecta, Hymenoptera, Braconidae. The coding region runs from base 370 to 633 and encodes 87 amino acids.